Messenger RNA from Alternaria alternata, 1084 nucleotides. RefSeq lists its product as hypothetical. The record is from RefSeq and is a predicted model, not a curated record. NCBI's taxonomy places the organism in Eukaryota, Fungi, Ascomycota, Dothideomycetes, Pleosporales, Pleosporaceae. The coding region runs from base 345 to 878 and encodes 177 amino acids. The transcript has a single exon.
GUUUACUGAUCGCUAGCAACAUACGGAUGAAAGGCUGUCGAUCUGCACCGAAAAUGACCUCAUAAUGCAAGCGUUCAAAGUCUAUGAGCCGCUAAGUGUCACACAAUACGUGGAUCUGGGAAAGAGGAACGCUUGUACUGAGCGACAACAUGAGGAGAUGGUUACUCGUGCGAAAGCGGGGAAACGGGAAUACCGGUAGGCUGAAGUGGUAUAAGUACAGACCAACACAUCAUGUCGACCCAUCACGAGUACGUCUUGGUAACGACAUUUAGCUUUCUCUCGAAUCUAUCCUCCAAAUCUAAACCUAUCAUAUACUUUUCAGCUCGUUAAUCCAUACUUGAACGAUGCCGCAAUACAUAAUUCAACACCACUGUGAGCUCCAAACAUCGCAGAAGGACGCCAUCGCCAUCGCCAUCACAAAGCUGCACUGCCAGACAUUCAAUGCGCCCUCUAUCUUCGUGAAUGUUCAUUUCCACCCUUCGCGACCUCACUACAUCGCCGGCAAAUUGCAAGAAACAAACUCUAUCACUGGGAUGCUGCGAACACGCGGACCAGAAUACAGAGACAAGAUGAAUACGCUUGUGCUAGACCUCACUGAAAUAUGGAACAAGGUGGUUAGGCCGAACUCCGCUAACGAUAACGUUGAUGGAAAUGUGCCUGGGCGAUUGGAUGACCCUACAGCGCUGCAUCUUUGUGGUAUCUCAGAGGGUAUCGUUGCUGCCGCAGAGCAAGGGUUCCUCCUACCUUCUGCAGGGCAAGACGACAAGUGGCUUGAGAAUAAUUUGAAGGCUUUUGAGAAGAGGGCUGCAGAUGGAGAUGAAGCGAUGAAAGCGCUUCUUGAAGAAAUCAAGACGAAGGGUCUGGGAAGCGCUUCUUGAGGACACACAACGACAUCACAAGGACACCAUAUCAGCAAACCAUCUCACAGUUGCUCAUUUCUGUCCGGUCAUAAUUCUAAUGCAAUCUAUCACUGUAGUUCGCAAUGCCUCCCACGAUGCGACUCCCUUUUCCUACUGCAACAGCAAUGUAGAGUGAUAUAGACAUUGUAUAUGCCGGACGGGUAUAUAGACUCAAUCACGGAAUC